UUCCAUCGUCCCACUGCAGCGAGCAAAGCCAACACUGGGCAACCCUCUAAAAUGUUUAUUUGGACCAGUGGCCGGAGCUCUACAUCUUACAGACAUGAUGAGAAAAGAAAUAUUUACCAAAAAAUCAGGGAUCAUGAUCUACUGGACAAAAGGAAAACAGUCACAGCCCUAAAAGCCGGAGAAGACCGGGCCAUACUCCUCGGGCUGGCCAUGAUGGUGUGCUCGAUCAUGAUGUACUUUCUCCUGGGAAUCACCCUGCUGCGGUCAUACAUGCAAAGUGUCUGGACAGAAGAGGCUCAGUGCUCGCUUCUCAAUGCAUCCAUCACAGAAACGUUCAACUGCUCAUUCAGCUGCGGUCCAGACUGCUGGAAAAUCUCUCAGUACCCCUGCCUCCAGGUGUACGUUAAUCUCACCUCUUCUGGCCAGAAGCUUCUGCUUUACCACACUGAGGAAACAAUGAAAAUUAAUUCUGAGUGUUCAUACAUACCCAAGUGCGGCAAGAAUUAUGAGGAAUCCAUGUCAAUGGUGAACGUCGUGAUGGAAAACUUCAGAAAAUACCAACGCUUCUCCUGCUUCUAUGACCCUGAGGGUGUUCAGAAGAAUGUGAUAUUAACCAAACUGUACAGCUCCAAUGUGCUGUUCCACUCUCUCUUCUGGCCCACCUGCAUGAUGAUCGGCGGGGUCGCCAUCGUUGCGAUGGUGAAGCUGACUCAAUACCUUUCCCUCCUCUGUGAGAGAAUCCAAAGGAUCAACAGAUAAAAGAAACAAACCCAAAAAACUUCUGAGAUUCAAUUACAAUGAAAAUACUGUUUUCUCAUUCUUCACCAAAGAACCUUAAGUUUGUAAUGUGCAAGUCUGUUAUAAGUUCCUUACUAUGUUCUUAUAAGUAGAGCAAUAAUGCAAAAGCUGUUCUAUAUGCAAACAUGAUGUUAUUAUUAUGCAGACAACUGAAAAAAAUACUGUUUUGUGUUGACCGUCUAUAUGAUCCUGUUUUAUGCUGAAACUAGUACUUUUUGUUUUCUACAGCCAAAAUAGGGCUCAGUGUGACCAUUUGUCAAGCUUUGUCAAUUGAUGUUUUUAAUGUAAAGGAUUCUGGGGAAAAUUCACCGCUGGACAAAGGGCAGUCGAUCACUUGUGCAUCACUGAGGUCUCAUCUCUGGAUCAGUCCAUUCAAUGGAUUUGUGGCUUUGCGCUUUUACUAUUGGUUACAAGGAGAAAAAAGGAAA
Messenger RNA from Apaloderma vittatum (bar-tailed trogon), 1226 nucleotides. RefSeq names its product potassium large conductance calcium-activated channel, subfamily M, beta member 2 (gene KCNMB2). Lineage: Eukaryota; Metazoa; Chordata; Aves; Trogoniformes; Trogonidae. The coding region runs from base 52 to 759 and encodes 235 amino acids. Gene Ontology annotation, molecular function: calcium-activated potassium channel activity; potassium channel regulator activity. Gene Ontology annotation, biological process: potassium ion transport; detection of calcium ion. The record is from RefSeq and is a predicted model, not a curated record. The transcript is spliced from 4 exons. Gene Ontology annotation, cellular component: membrane; voltage-gated potassium channel complex.